AUGGGGAAGAGCCGCGAGAUGCGCCUGACUCACAUCUGCUGCUGCUGCCUCCUUUACCAGCUGGGGGUCUUGUCGAAUGGGAUCGUUUCAGGGCUGCAGUUCGCCCCCGACCGCGAGGAGUGGGAAGUCGUGUUUCCUGCACUCUGGCGCCGGGAGCCGGUGGACGCGGCCGGGGGCAGUGGGGGCAGCGCCGACCCGGGCUGGGCGCGCGGCGCUGUGGGCGGCGGAGGCGCCCGGGCGCAGGCGGCCGGCAGCUCACGCGAGGUGCGCUCGGUGGCCCCGGCGCCGCCGGAGGAGCCCACGGAAGGCCGGUCCGAGCCCCGGCCCCGGCCCCGGCCCCGGCCCCCGCCGCCGCCGCCGCCGCCGCCGCCGGGGGGCGAGGAGGACGAGGAGCUCGAGUCGCAGGAGCUGCCGCGGGGAUCCAGCGGGGCGGCCGCGCUGUCCCCGGGCGCCCCGGCCUCGUGGCAGCCGCCGCCACCCCCACAGCCGCCCCCGUCUCCGCCCCCGGCCCAGCCAGCCGAGCCGGACGGCGACGAGGUCCUGCUGCGGAUCCCGGCCUUCUCCCGGGACCUGUACCUGCUGCUCCGGAGAGACGGCCGCUUCCUGGCGCCGCGCUUCGCGGUGGAGCAGCGGCCGAGCCCGGGCCCCGGCCCCACGCGCGCAGCCGCCGCCCCGCGCCCGCCCGCGCCACCCGACGCCGCCUGCUUCUACACCGGGGCCGUGCUGCGGCACCCCGGCUCGCUGGCCUCGUUCAGCACCUGCGGAGGUGGCCUGAUGGGAUUUAUACAGCUCAAUGAGGACUUCAUAUUUAUUGAACCGCUCAAUGAUACAAUGGCCAUUACGGGUCACCCACACCGUGUAUAUAGGCAGAAAAGGUCCAUGGAGGAAAAAGUCACAGAGAAAUCAGCUCCUCACAGUCAUUACUGUGGUAUCAUUUCAGAUAAAGGAAGAUCUAGAUCUAAAAAAAUAACAGAAAGUGGAAGAGGGAAACGAUAUUCAUACAAAUUACCUCAAGAAUACAACAUAGAGACUGUAGUGGUUGCAGACCCAGCAAUGGUUUCCUAUCAUGGAGCAGAUGCAGCCAGGAGAUUCAUUCUAACCAUCUUAAAUAUGGUUUUUAACCUUUUCCAACACAAGAGUCUUGGUGUGCAGGUCAAUCUUCGUGUGAUAAAGCUUAUUCUGCUCCAUGAAACUCCAACAGAUCUCUAUAUUGGGCACCAUGGAGAGAAAAUGCUAGAGAGUUUUUGUAAGUGGCAACAUGAAGAAUUUGGCAAAAAGAAUGACAUACAUUUAGAGAUGACAACAAGCUGGGGAGAGGACAUGACUUCAGUGGACGCAGCUAUACUUAUAACAAGGAAAGAUUUCUGUGUACACAAAGAUGAACCAUGUGAUACUGUUGGUAUAGCUUACUUGAGUGGAAUGUGUAGUGAAAAGAGAAAAUGUAUUAUUGCUGAAGAUAAUGGCCUGAAUCUUGCAUUUACAAUUGCUCAUGAAAUGGGUCACAACAUGGGCAUUAAUCAUGACAAUGACCACCCAUCAUGUGCUGAUGGUCUUCAUAUCAUGUCUGGUGAAUGGAUUAAAGGACAAAAUCUUGGUGAUGUUUCAUGGUCCCGGUGUAGCAAGGAAGAUUUGGAAAGAUUUCUAAGGUCAAAGGCCAGUAACUGCUUGCUACAGACAAAUCCCCAAAGUGUCAAUUCCGUGCUGGUUCCCUCCAAGUUGCCAGGGAUGACAUACACUGCCGAUGAGCAAUGUCAGAUUCUCUUUGGGCCAUUGGCUUCCUUUUGUCAAGAGAUGCAGCAUGUUAUUUGCACAGGGUUGUGGUGCAAGGUAGAAGGUGAGAAAGAAUGCAGAACCAAACUAGAUCCACCAAUGGAUGGAACUGACUGUGACGCUGGUAAGUGGUGUAAGGCUGGAGAAUGUACCAGCAGGACCCCAGCAACUGGACAUGUGGCCGGAGAGUGGAGCGUGUGGAGUCCCUGUAGCCGAACCUGCAGUUCUGGGAUCAGCAGUCGAGAGCGCAAAUGUCCUGGGCUAGGUUCUGAAGCAAGGGAUUGUAAUGGUCCCAGAAAACAAUACAGAAUAUGUGAGAAUCCACCUUGUCCUGCAGGUUUGCCUGGAUUCAGAGACUGGCAAUGUCAGGCCUAUAGUGUUAGAACUUCGUACCCAAAGCAUGUACUUCAGUGGCAAGCUGUCAUGGAUGAAGAAAAACCCUGUGCCUUGUUUUGCUCUCCUGUUGGAAAAGAACAGCCUAUUCUUCUAUCAGAAAAAGUGAUGGAUGGAACUUCUUGUGGAUAUCAGGGAUUAGAUAUCUGUGCAAAUGGCAGGUGUCAGAAAGUUGGCUGUGAUGGUUUAUUAGGGUCUCUUGCAAGGGAAGAUCAUUGUGGUGUAUGCAAUGGCAAUGGAAAAUCAUGCAAAAUCAUUAAAGGAGAUUUUAAUCACACCAGAGGAGCAGGUUAUGUGGAAGUGCUGGUGAUACCUGCUGGGGCAAGAAGAAUCAAAGUUGUGGAGGAGAAGCCAGCACACAGCUAUUUAGCUCUUCGAGACACUGGAAAACAAUCUAUUAAUAGUAACUGGAAGAUUGAACACUCUGGAGCAUUCAACUUAGCCGGAACUACUGUCCAUUAUGUAAGACGAGGCCUCUGGGAGAAGAUCUCUGCCAAAGGUCCCACUACAUCACCUUUACACCUCCUGGUGCUGCUGUUUCAAGACCAGAAUUAUGGUCUUCACUAUGAAUACACUAUCCCAUCAGACCCUCUUCCAGAGAAUCAGAGUUCUAAAGCACCUGAACCCCUUUUCAUGUGGACACACACAGGCUGGGAAGAUUGCGAUGCAACAUGUGGAGGAGGAGAAAGGAAGACAACAGUGUCUUGCACAAAAAUCAUGAACAAAAAUAUCAGCAUUGUGGACAGCAAGAAAUGCAAAUACUUAACCAAGCCAGAGCCACAGAUUCGCAAAUGCAACGAGCAACCAUGCCAAACAAGGUGGAUGAUGACAGAAUGGACCCCCUGUUCACGAACUUGUGGAAAAGGGAUGCAGAGCAGACAAGUGGCCUGUACGCAACAAUUGAGCAAUGGAACUCUGAUUAGAGCCCGAGAGAGGGACUGCACGGGGCCCAAGCCUGCCUCUGCCCAGCGCUGCGAGGGCCAGGACUGCAUGACGGUGUGGGAGGCAGGAGUGUGGUCUGAGUGUUCUGUCAAGUGUGGCAAAGGCGUACGUCAUCGGACUGUGAGGUGUACUAACCCUAGAAAGAAAUGCGUCCUCUCCACCAGACCCAGGGAUGCUGAGGACUGUGAGGAUUACUCGAAAUGCUAUGUUUGGCGAAUGGGUGACUGGUCUAAGUGCUCAAUUACCUGUGGCAAAGGAAUGCAGUCCCGUGUUAUCCAGUGCAUGCACAAGAUUACAGGAAGACAUGGAAAUGAAUGUUUUUCUUCAGAAAAACCUGCAGCAUACAGGCCAUGCCACCUUCAGCCCUGCAACGAGAAGAUUAAUGUAAAUACCAUAACGUCACCCAGGCUGGCUGCUCUGACUUUCAAGUGCCUGGGAGAUCAGUGGCCUGUGUACUGCCGAGUGAUACGUGAGAAGAACCUGUGUCAGGACAUGCGGUGGUAUCAGCGCUGCUGUGAGACGUGCAGGGACUUCUAUGCCCAGAAGCUGCAGCAGAAGAGUUGACCUCU
Molecule: messenger RNA, 3674 nt
Organism: Equus quagga
Lineage: Eukaryota; Metazoa; Chordata; Mammalia; Perissodactyla; Equidae
Gene: ADAMTS19
Product: ADAM metallopeptidase with thrombospondin type 1 motif 19
Exons: 23
Coding region: 1-3669 (1222 amino acids)
Biological process (GO): proteolysis; extracellular matrix organization
Cellular component (GO): extracellular matrix
Molecular function (GO): metalloendopeptidase activity
Source: RefSeq, a predicted model, not a curated record